Messenger RNA from Harpegnathos saltator (Jerdon's jumping ant), 2276 nucleotides. It is a transcript of the gene ERp60, whose product is annotated as disulfide-isomerase A3. Gene Ontology annotation, molecular function: protein disulfide isomerase activity. Gene Ontology annotation, cellular component: endoplasmic reticulum. Gene Ontology annotation, biological process: response to endoplasmic reticulum stress; protein folding. The transcript has 5 exons. The record is from RefSeq and is a predicted model, not a curated record. Bases 114 to 1595 code for a protein of 493 amino acids. Lineage: Eukaryota; Metazoa; Arthropoda; Insecta; Hymenoptera; Formicidae.
CGCCGUGUACACGGCUGACCGCCGCAUACGGUGGAACGGAACGGCCACGUAUGCGACGACGGUCGGCAGUCAGUGCCAGAUAGUUGUUCGACCUGUAAGUGAUUGGACGUGUGAUGAUGCUGCGAAAGUGUCUGACGAUCUUGCCGCUUCUCCUCCUCGGCGUGCUCGCUGAUGACAAGUUCGUCCUGGAACUCAGCGAUGAGACGUUCGAGAGCGAGCUCGCGCGUCACGAGAAUACGCUCGUCAUGUUCUACGCACCAUGGUGUGGACAUUGCAAGCGCUUAAAACCGGAAUACGUUAAGGCAGCUGAAUUGCUCUUAGGCAGCGAACCACCAAUCACACUGGCUAAUAUAGACUGUACAGGAGCUGGAAAGGAGACCUGCAACAAAUACAGUGUUAGUGGCUACCCGACACUUAAGAUCUUUGAAGGUGUUGAAAUGAGAUCUGACUACAAUGGACCCAGAGAAGCACCUGGCAUCGCCAAGUACAUGAAGUCUCAAGUAGGACCCGCGUCCCAGGAAUUGACUAAUGAAAAGUCCUAUAAGACCUUCUUAGAGGGCGACGAUGUUGCUGUGGUGGGCUAUUUCGAGAAGGACGAUUCUCCGCUGGCUGCAGCAUACCUCACGGUCACUAAAAAGCUCCGAGGAAAGGCCAAAUUUGCGCACACCACGACGGAGCAGCUGUUAGAGUCGGCAGGACACAAGAACACUAUUGUGCUCUACCGGCCAAAACACUUGGACAACAAGUUCGAAUCUAAUAACGUGGUAUACGACGGCGGUGACUCCAUCAGCGACAUCAAUGAAUUCAUCAGCAAGAACUAUUUCGGUUUAGUCGGUGUUCGCACGCGCGACAACAAGGAAGAGUUCAAGAAUCCCCUGGUGAUUGCCUACUACAACGUGGACUACGCGAAGAACGCCAAGAGCACCAACUACUGGCGCAACAGGAUUAUGAAGGUCGCCAAGGGCUUCCCCGAGUACAACUUCGCCAUAUCUUCCAAGGACGACUUCCAGCACGAACUUAAUGAGUACGGCAUCGAGUUCGUGAAGAACGACAAACCAGUGGUCCUGGCGCGAAACGCCAAGAACCAGAAGUUCCUGCUCAAAGAGGAGUUUUCUGUCGACUCAUUCGACUCGUUCCUGAAGGACAUGCAAAGCGGCACGUUGGAGCCGUACCUCAAGUCCGAGCCGAUUCCAGAUAGCAACACUGGUAACGUGAAGAUCGCGGUGGCCAAGAACUUCGACGAGGUGGUCAACAACAACGAUAAGGACACACUGAUCGAGUUCUACGCGCCGUGGUGUGCUCACUGCAAGAAGCUCGCGCCGAUAUACGAUCAGCUAGGCGAGAAGAUGGCGGAUGAGGACGUAGAGAUUGUAAAGUUCGACGCCACGAUGAAUGACGUGCCGGCGCUUUACAACGUGCGCGGCUUCCCGACCCUCUAUUGGGCGCCCAAGGACUCCAAGGACAGCCCGAUGGAGUACGACGGCAAACGCGGCCUUGAAGAUUUCAUCGAGUACAUCGCUAAGCACGCCACCGAUCAGCUCAAAGGCUACGAUCGCAAGGGCAAGCCGAUUAAGCCCAAGAGCGAUGAGUUGUAAGUGACGUUAUCCACAAGAGAGAGAGAGAGAGAGAGAAAGAGAGAGAGAGAGAGAGAGAGAGAGAGAGAUCGCGAAGUUCGUUCCCGUUACAUUUCAAGACCGUAACAUGUCUCAAUGGAACAAUCCGUUAGAAGACGUUUACCUUACGUAACACGCGCAAGCACAGCGAAGAACGAGGCGUUUAGAAAUGAGCAUAAGUCGAUAAUUCGUGAAGACUCUCCUUUAAAUGCAACGUCGUGUUUUAACACGGACUUUGAACAGCCUAUUUUCAACAAUCUUAAAUCCACAUACUCGAGGAAAUUUGGAGGAAUGACUCGACGUUACGGAGCUGUAGAAGGUUCAUUGUAUUUCAUAAGCCCCAAUUUUCAGUCGUUUGAAACUCCGACUUGAAACAAUUUAGAAGCAUAGUCGUCUCGGUUGAUCGCGGACUUUGCUCUGCCUCUGAACAAAUCAAACGUCGCCGGCGGGAAUCGCGUAUAAAUCGGGAACAAACCAAGUCUGCAAACCAAGAGUGCAAAUAACGUAACGUUGUCGCGCGAGACGUUUGCAAUAAGUGCGAAAAGAGAGUGGAGAACUUUGAACUUUCGGGAGUGUGUCCUCUAAUAGGAUUCUGUCUACAUGUAUUAUUGUACACUUUGUAACAAUUGCAUAAGAACGCGAGAGACGCGCUCGCGCGAGCGU